AUGCCAGAUCCACAACCAUUGUCGAAUCGCCAGCGCAAGAUCCGGGAGCGCCAAGCUGAGCUCAACCGAGAAUUGGCCGCCGCCAAGCGAUCCAACUCUAGGACACCGUUCCGGGAGGCCGAACUUCAAUAUCUUUCUCGCCACCCCGCACCGGACUACUCCGAGGCCUUGGACUUUCGACAACCCGUGGAGACAUUGCUGAGAGAUACAAAGAUCAAGCAAGUCCCACUACGGAGGCGGAUGUGCGAGUUCUCAGGACUGUUUGGCGUCAAAGGUGAUUCACGAGCACAGGAACAGGAGCAGGGGCAGGAUCACCUAACAGAGUAUGCAUAUCUCCAUGAGGACCAUCCCGGCCUGAUUUACAUCCCUGCGGCAUUCACACCCUCGGCGCAACGGACGCUAAUCAAAGCCUGUCUCAAGGAGUACUCACGGCACCCGAACAAGAGCAAUCUCGAUACACAUUACAUUGUCCCUAACAGCGGGAUCUGGGAUCUGCAUGAAAACGUGUUCACAGGAAAACAACCCCUGGACGACCCCAAGGUCUAUGUUCCUCGAAAGGCCACUGCAGACCAACACGCUGGCGGAUACGGCUCAGACGACGAUGAUGACAACGACGGCAACAACGAUGAUACUGACCACCACUCUGAGCACAAGACGACACAUGAGCAGCCCAAUAAGAAACCUAAGCCGUCUCGACCCUCUGUCAGGAGCUUGGUCCCUAUCACGGACGAAACUCCUACGGUACCGGACAAUGUGCCGAAGGUGGAUCCAGAACCGUCUGCGCAGGUGCCGAUCCUUCCGCCUGGACAACUCCUGCGGAAGAUGCGUUGGAUCACACUGGGGUACCAGUACCACUGGCCCUCCAAGACCUAUCACUUUGAUCAAAAUGCACCCUUUCCACAGGAGCUGUCGGUCCUGUCCAAGGCAGUGGUGGAUGCCGUCGAUGGUGUGGGGCCUUAUCCGUACGCUGCGGAUGAUUUUGUAGCAGAGGCCGGCGUCGUAAAUUAUUACCAGCUCAAGGAUCGGUUGAUGGGACAUGUCGACCGUAGUGAACUGAACAAGGACGCACCCUUAGUUUCGUUCAGUUUCGGCCAUUCUUGUAUUUAUCUAUUGGGAGGACCCACGCGGGAGAGGUCGCCUACCCCCAUUCUGCUCCAGAGCGGAGAUAUCCUCGUUAUGACCGGACCUUGCCGAUCUGCAUUCCAUGGUGUGCCAAGGAUCAUUGAAGACACUAUCCCAGAAUACCUUCGAUCUCGGCCUGAAGAACCCGAGUGGGAUAUUUAUGCCGAUUACCUUGUUGAGGCACGCAUUAAUCUUAAUAUUCGUCAAGUAUACCCACCAAACCACCUAUCAUCCCAACCAACUCCUUCUUCGUCAUAA
Molecule: messenger RNA, 1380 nt
Organism: Gamsiella multidivaricata
Lineage: Eukaryota; Fungi; Mortierellomycota; Mortierellomycetes; Mortierellales; Mortierellaceae
Exons: 3
Coding region: 1-1380 (459 amino acids)
Cellular component (GO): nucleus; cytoplasm
Source: RefSeq, a predicted model, not a curated record